This is a messenger RNA of Haplochromis burtoni (Burton's mouthbrooder), 342 nucleotides long. RefSeq names its product tetraspanin-15-like. Gene Ontology annotation, cellular component: membrane. Lineage: Eukaryota; Metazoa; Chordata; Actinopteri; Cichliformes; Cichlidae. The record is from RefSeq and is a predicted model, not a curated record.
UUUAAGAAUGUAGUCAAAACAAAGCGUGGACUGGCCGGCCGCACGGAAGUGGUUUUGUUUCGGUGGUGAGCUACAAUAAUAUAUGAGAAAUGAGAGGUGCUACGUUAUUAAAACACAACUAGGUCUCCUAAAAGUUUUUGUUUUGUAUUUCUUCAAGAAUAUUUUAUUUUUCAUUAUUUUUUUUAUAUCGCUCGAACUAAACGAGAGAUAGCUAGUUAGCUUUUUUUUAAGCUAGCUUUAUUAUCGCAAGCAACCAUGCCUUCCUACAGUGAACUAAGGAAAACCAACUACUUCUACUACUUCAUCAAAUUUACCUUAAAUAUCUACUCAAUGCUCUUCUCG